Fusarium subglutinans is the source of this 990-nucleotide messenger RNA. RefSeq lists its product as uncharacterized. Lineage: Eukaryota; Fungi; Ascomycota; Sordariomycetes; Hypocreales; Nectriaceae. Gene Ontology annotation, molecular function: oxidoreductase activity, acting on the CH-OH group of donors, NAD or NADP as acceptor. Bases 1 to 990 code for a protein of 329 amino acids. The transcript is spliced from 2 exons. The record is from RefSeq and is a predicted model, not a curated record.
AUGUCAGCUACCGUUGAAUCUCUACCCAAAAUCGGACUAUUGUCCAUUGGCGAUAUGGGAGUCGGUAUUGCAAAACUACUAGUUGCCAAUGGUUUCACUGUUGCAACCAAUAUCUCUGGCAGAAGCAAAGAUACCAUCGAACGAGCUCGGGAUGCACAAGUUGAGCUCCUCGAGUCCGAUGUUGAUCUGGUCAAACAGAGUUCCGUUAUACUCUCCAUUGUGCCUCCUAAAGACGCAGAGGCAACAGCCACUCGUAUUACAAAUGCGUUAGCGGGCUUAGACGCUACGAGAGAGCUUUUCUUUGUCGAUCUCAAUGCUGUUGCACCUUCGACGGUCAAGGCCAUUGCGGCGUCUGUCGAGAGAUCGAAGCUGCCUGUACGAUUCGUUGACGGAAGCAUUAUUGGGCAUCCCCCUAAGAAGACGUCUACCGAUCCCGCAGCAGAAUCAUCAAGCAGUGGCGAUUACUCUGACUGGUACCGUCCUAGAAUUCCUAUAUCAGGCUCGGAUGAUUUUGGCUCGCUCCCUUUUGGGAAGAAACUAAUGUCUGUUCUCAACGUGAAGCAAAUCUCUCCUGAUAUCGGCGCUGCAAGUGGCCUCAAGAUGUGCUUUGCUUCCCUUUCAAAGGGUUUCACUGCCAUUGCCACUCAAUCGUUCACGACGGCACAUAAUCUUGGCGUCUUAGACGCUCUCAAAGAUGAGAUUGGUACGUUUUAUCCAGCCACGCUUGCCAACGCUGAAAAGAGCGUCCCCGGCAUGCCACCUAAGGCGUAUCGCUGGGUGCGAGAGAUGGAGGAGAUUGCCCUCACUUUCAAUGAGGAAGCGGGCUGGGAUAAAGAGAUGUUCAUGGGUGCCGCGAGUGUCUAUAAGGAUAUUGCGGAGAAUGAAGUACUUGGAAAUGAGAAGAUAGGCAAGAGGAAGAGGGGAACAACGCUGGAUGAUGUCGCUGCAGCGGCAGCGGAGGGAUUGCACAAGAAGAAAAGGCCACAGUAA